UUUAAGGAGGCCAUUUUCUUCUUUUGCUACGAACUGUUAUUGCUAUCGUUUGCAACAAUACUGACGCGAGUGAGUGGUGCUGUGAUCUGUAAGCCUGUAUACAAAAGCGUCGUUGCCGAAUGGUGAUACAGGCAAUACUGAGGGCAGAAGUAAAACUGUGCGUGUGAAUUUACACACUCCCAUUGCACCGAUUUUCAUAUGGCUAAUAUCGAAAUUUCUCUUGCUGUUUUGGAAGAGAAAAUGUGCAGAAUUUUGAAGUUGCAGCAUGAAAAAUUGAACAUUUAUAAGUUAUACUUAAGAGGACCUUCACGGUUACUGCAGACAGAUUCUUUACAGCCUUUGUUAAAUAUCAUAAAUUCUUCCCCGUCCAAGUAGGAAUUGAGCCUCAGUUUAGGUUACGUUUUCGGGAUAGUCUGCAAACGCAGUAAGUAAUUAUACAUGUAAAUAUAUCGGCGGUUAUUUAAAUUAUAUUAAUGCGGACUGUUAAUUUUACAUAUUAUGAAAUUUCACAACAACUGCUUCCUGUAAGACACUAUUGUAGUGAACAGACUGUGACAUGCGCUGUGUUCAUCAGAAUGAAAGCAAACACAGAGAAAGAGAAUAGGGUGUAAAUACUGUAGCAUCAACAAGUGCAUAAAAUUCUUACGAGUGUCGAACUUCAAAACAAAAUUGUUCUGUCGGUAGUAUGGGCGUCAGUAUCCAACAGUGGAGGGCCACGAUUGGCCAGUGGAAUCAUGGAAGACCAAGGAAGUGCCUAACAGUAGCAAUUGCCAUUGCUAGGAAACGACAGCAAGACAUUCAUAUGUGGUUCAGACUUUUAGUACUAGUUUCUCUACUUAUCAUCGGCUGCGUUGAACUGAACCCAGGCCCUAACAAUGAAAAGGAAAACUCUGCUAUGCCUCAAAAUGGCGCAGCUCUUCCCAAAUACAAAAGACGAGCAGGCACCGUUAGCCUACACGGAGAACUGUAUGGGCCCAGGGUCGCUUCGUAUCUCUUCGCGAGAGGCCUCAACAGGACAAAGGAAUUUUACUUGGCAUCAAACAUAGAUGGCGCAGCGGGAGUUUUUGAUGACUUGGUAUUUAGGUACAAGCCGGAAGAAGAGGAUAUUUGGAAGACAUGUUUCAUACAACUUAAACAUAAGAGUAGAGACUACACAGUUCCACGUACCAGCCUGAAACAGCUGUCUGGAGAUUUCAGUUUGUUCAAAUAUUUUGAAUCCUAUUGUGAUAUUAAAAGGCAUGUUUGUACAGACCGUAAUCUAAAACUCUGCGGUGCAUUUGUUGAAUUUGAAUUUGUAAUAUAUACCAAUGCAAGGUUAGAAAGUAAUUCUGUAGUAAAGUUAGAUGAUAAAAAUCCAGUGAGCAUAUUGUGUUCAGGGCCAAACUGUGGUGACUAUACAACUUUUGACGAGAAUCACGACAAAGAUAUUUUCGAAUUUUUUCAAGAACUGUCACAAUAUUAUCAGUUCAUUUCAGAAUUGAGCGAUCUACUGAAGAGGGAAGCGUGUGAGGACAAAGACAUGUUGAGUAGGAUAGAGAAAUUUCGGAACUCUGUCACCAGCGCAGAGAUAUCAGGAAAACUGAACAAUUUGAAAUCUGAUCCGAGAGUCUUAGAGAAGUUUAUGAAGGAAUUAGAUAAAUGCGAUUUUUCAUUAUGCACAGAAUUCUUGCGGAAGGUGAAAAUAUUCCAUUGCCAAUCAAAUGAAAAAUCUCUCGAGACCUUAAUUAAAGAAGAACUACGGGAAGCUUGUCAAACAUCAGAUCAAUGCAAGAAUUCCAUCUACAAAAUAUUUCAAGAAUUUUUGAUGCAAUGGUGGGAAAGAAAGGGAAAUACCGAGUGGCUGAGCAAGCGUUCACGUGUCUGGCAAAGUGUGAAAGAGAACAUAAUUAAGAAAAUAAAGCUAGAAGCGAAAGCUGAACUUGAAGAAACUCAAGGAUACGGCAUACGUUUUAAUAAACAGCAUAUAAAGCGAUUGGCUGACACCAUAAAACACAGCAGUUUCUUGAACAUAAUCACCGAUACAAAUGUUGGUUCCAUAUCCAAAUUGCAAAUUUAUGAGGCUCUCAAUUCCAUUUGCUGCAAAAACUCAUUAUUUGUUUCUUUGAAAUCGUUGUUGAAACGACGUAAGGAAAUUCUAAAUAUUUGGCCAUGCAAAUGGAGUACUGUACUGGUCAUUGACUGUACACGAGGCUCUGACAGAGUUGACGUGAAUGUCACCAAUAUUCUUCUGGACUAUUUGCGAAAACCCCAUAAACAACUGAUCUUGAUUUCGCAACGUAAGAAUCAGAAUUUCGCUUCACAUCUUCAUCAGAAUUUAGGACAUAUUUGCAAGUAUGACGAAUAUUCAGAUGACUGCAACCUUUUAGAUUUGGAUGAUGAAUCGCAAGAACAAAUUUUGGAAAAAACUGUUAAUUUUCAAGGAAAAGAACUCUCAUUGAAGGAACUGAUAGGCAACGAUCCUCAUGAAAAUGUAAAACGUAAUAUAGACUCACAUGUUAUGUCCCUCCUGUUGAGUAGUGACAAGAAAUAUAAUAUUGGUAAAAAUUUGGGCGAGCCUUCAGAUUUCUAUGUCCCACGUUCAUUGGACCAUCGAAUAUAUCUGAAUGAACAUAUUAUGAGAACGAUAGACAAUGCCAACACGUUUGUUGUCACUGGUGUAGAGGCGCACCAACUGAGAAAUUACCUACCUGCAGGAGAGAAGAUAUGCAAAUUUAAAUUUCAUAGUAGGAAAAAUUGUAGCUGUUUCAAAGUUGUUAAUGGUUUCACUACAUCUGACUUUAACGCUAAAUUAGGCGAUGAGAAAAAACGUCAUAAUAUGUGGCAGUCAAGUAAACCAGAGAACGUUAGGUUCAUUAUUCUUGGGGAAAAACAUCCAGAAAUUGACUUCAGUGUAUUGAAAGAUUUGUACAGCAAAGUGCAUUGGGUUCAGAUGAAGGACGGUUCCUUCUUAUGGAGAGAGUCCAACUGUGACAUUGGGGACAUCCGGAAGUAUAUUGACAAGACAAAAUAUGAAUCGUAUAGCUCCAGAAAUAUAAUGGAACAUAGAGAUAAUGUCUUGCUGCUGGCAGCAGAACCAGGAAUGGGAAAAUCCACAUUUCUCUCCUUCAUGGAGCAUGAGUUGAAAAAAAUUAACCCAUCAAUAUGGGUACUAAGAUUGAAUCUUCAUGAACACACGUGUGCAUUGGAAGAUAUUGAAUUUGAAAAGGAAUGCAUCGACAAGUGCGAGAACUUCCUAUGGAAUGCUGCCCACUCACCUGAACAGGAUGGUUUGAAGUUUGCUGAAACGAUAUUCCGACAAGCACUGGAGCAGACAGGGAAUAUGGUAGUAAUACUAGAUGCUUUCGAUGAAAUCAGCCCAGAUUACAGUUGUAAGGUCGAGAAGUUAAUCAAGGAAAUAAGAGAGAGAAUGAAAUCAAAGGUUUGGGUUUCAUCUCGUUUCUCAUACCGUGUGAAGUUGGAGGAUAUCAUGACGAGAUUUGCUUUUACAUUACGACCCUUUACCCAAAAAAAUCAGAUCAGUUUCUUGGAACAGUACUGGAGCAGAAAAAUCAAGAGACCGAAUUCGACCAGCCUACGGGAUUUCGCACAAAAGUUAAUCAGAUUGUCUUCGAGAAAUUUCAGUGAUAAAGAUGGGCAGUUUACCGGUAUUCCUUUGCAAACAAUGAUGUUGGGAGAGGCUUUCACGAAAGAAGCUGAAAAUUACUGCUCAAGUGGGAAGGUUAAAAUGCCAGACAAUUUUAAUUUGCUUGCCUUAUUUAAAAAUUUUACGGAGAAGAAAUGUGAUAUAUACUUCAAGGAGAAAAAUUUAAUGGAUUGCUCAAAACCCAAAGCAAGAAGAGACAAAGAGCUCUACAUAAAUAAACACAAGAUUUCAGCCUUAAUGUCAUUGUUUUCCUCGGAUGAACUGAACCGACUGCUGAAGCCAGGAAAUGCCCACGAUUUGCAAAGCACUUCGGAGUUCCUGAAGAGUGGAGAUGCACAGCGGAUUGGAAUAAUAACCGAGUUUAUGGACAGCAAACCGAGGUUCAUUCAUCGCUGUUUCGCGGAAUAUUUUGCUGCCAGUUGGUUCGCUGAAAGUUAUGCAAGCCAUAAAAGCUUCAUUUUAAACCAUCUUUUCAACUCUCCAUUCGAGGUAGUACGGAAUAUUUUCGAUCGAAUUCUUGCUGAAGACAUGCCUCUGCACGUUGCUGUUUUGAACAAUGACAUAGAAGCUGUUGAUCAGUUGCUGAAGAAGGAAACAGAUGUACACUGUGCAGACAAGGGUGGUAGAACAGCUUUACAUCUGGCAGCCACCUACAACCGUGCAGUCACGCAAACAUUAUUAUCAGUCCCAGGGGCUGACGUCAACGCAACGGAUAGAGUUCUGAAAUGGACACCGUUGAGGUAUGCUGACAGAACGAGAUCGUGGAUGGCUAUGGAUAUCUUGUUACAGGCUGGUGGAAAAGCCGAAGACGCUGUAUUUACUAGCAAAAACGUUAACGACGAGGAGUGGGGACAGGCGGCGCUGUGGCAAUGUGCGCAGAAGGGAUACAAGAAGUUACUGGAGUUCAUGAUGGACUCUGGCACUGAUGUCAAUACCGCUGUACGAGUUCGUGGAAAUCUCCGACAGAGAAACACACUCCUCCAUAUAGCAUCACGUUACGGUCAAGUGGAAAUUGUAAGAUUUCUGCUAGAAAGGAGCGCUGACAAUACGUAUUGCGUCGAAAACAACACGGCUAUGCACUUCGUAGCAUUCACGAAUGGCGUCGGUAUUAACACCUUACUGCCAGAUAGAGCGGCGUCUGCCAACGCGACAAAGACUUUGACCAAAAGAAGAGCUGCUUUAGACAAAACAAAUGGAGAAGGCGAAACUCCGUUAAUGCUGGCUGCUUACAGUGGCUGGUUAGAAAUAGUCAGUUUACUUACGCACAAAGGUUCGGACAUAAAUUUAUGUGUGGCUCACAAAUCUGCUUUGCUGUCAGCAAUUGAAGGGGGACAUUUGGAUAUAAUAAGUUUUUUACUGGAAAACGGUGCUGAUGUUAAUGCCAGAUAUACUGCCUUGGGACUUACUGCAUUACAAUUUGCAACGUUGAGGCAGAAAUUGCCAGUAGUGAAAUACUUAAUUGAAAGAGGUGCCGAUGUAAAUCUCUGCUCACGUAGUGAACUGAGGAGGUCAGCUUUACACUUUGCAGUGACGGUUGGUAAUUUGGAAAUUGUGGACUGCUUACUGCAGGCCGGUGCUGAUUUGAACGUCCGCGACGACAUGGGACAAUCUCCCCUCUGCCUCGCUCUUGGUUUCAGUAAAACUGAAAUAGCCAUUCGUUUGAUCAGAGGAGGCGCAAAUGUAAAUAUACCUGAUUUUAAUCAGCUCACGCCUCUACAUUAUGCUGUAGUUCGAGACAAUUUAGAAUGCACAAAAUUCCUGAUACAAUUUGGUGCUAAUGUAAAUUACCAGGGACCUGCAAAUACCACUGCACUUUUAUGUGCUACUAACCUGGAAAGGAUAAGCAUAAUUAACGUUCUGGUCGAAAACUAUGCCGAUAUUAACCUUCGGGAUGACUCGGGACACACUGCAUUGCAUGUGGCUGUUGAUAAUGGCAAUCUGAGUCUUGUACAUUAUUUGCUAGACAGGGGCGCUGAUAUUAAUAUCCCGAAUAACACAGGGGAAACCCCGCUACACUGGAUGCUUCAAAACGGUUGGGAUAUUCUGGUCUGGCACUUACUUGCGUACACAGGUAACAGACUGUUCUUCGAAUAUGUAAGCGAACAAUUCAAACUUUUCUGUACAUAGAACAUACGAGUAUACCUAAUUGUCACUAAAGGCCAGAGUUAAAAAAUAAGGUGAAGCUGUCCCUGUGCUUAAUCAAACACAAUGUUAUAAAGACGUAUGGGGGAGUGAAAGUAUACCUCCACCUUUCGUUAUACGGACUGAGCUGUCCAGACGAGAGAGGCAGAGCUAUUUAACUUAUUUAAUUUUAUCAGAGGCAGUCUUGAAGGGCCAACUUCUUGUCGAGUUCGUACGAUGUUGGUGUGCGAUUGUCACCUUUUUAUAUAAAUGCUACGUCUACGAUAUGUUGCGACCUUGUAAGUUCAUCUUGAGGUACAUAACUUUACGUAAUUGCUCUACUGUAUUGUAUUUCCUAGUUCUAAAACGUGAUUAAAACUAGUUCGAAUUAUUGUUUAAUUUUGUUAAAAAAUAAUCAAACAUACACCUUUUUGAAGUGAUAAUCAGUUGCCGAUAAAAUGAAAUCAACAAAUUCAGUUUUUGAGGUUGUUUCGGGGCUGCUGUAACAUGAGAUUCACUUCCUUGCAACGUAACUUUACGUACGCCAAGUCGACCCAUGUACCCUUUUGAAGCAUUCGCGAUAUUGGAUCAAGAGCCAAUUGGGAGUAAACGAUGGCAGUGUUCCUGCAUAUUUGAAAUAACAACUUCACUUCAUACUUACGCCACGAACUUUAAAAAUAAGUGUCUGGAUGUCGGCUAAGGUGUACACUGCACUGCACACCGAAAUAUUAAAGUUCAUUUGCUCUCAUUUCCACGCCCUAUAAUAGUACUGCAUUUUGUUUCCGUGGAAACAACAUAACGACAUAUAUUGCAUAUUUAAAAUAUAUAUUGUAUUAUUGAUUGCACGUAUUAUAUAACUAAUAUAAUGUGUUAUUUCAUGUUAUUUUUUUUUCAACUGCGUCACUAAAUGCGGAGUAAGGACAGGAAUUUCUAUAUAUUUUCUUUGUUCUCAU
This is a messenger RNA of Cryptotermes secundus, 6717 nucleotides long. RefSeq lists its product as uncharacterized. Gene Ontology annotation, cellular component: cytoplasm. Gene Ontology annotation, molecular function: protein binding. Gene Ontology annotation, biological process: innate immune response. Bases 686 to 5770 code for a protein of 1694 amino acids. The record is from RefSeq and is a predicted model, not a curated record. NCBI's taxonomy places the organism in Eukaryota, Metazoa, Arthropoda, Insecta, Blattodea, Kalotermitidae. The transcript is spliced from 2 exons.